GGUGAAAUAGUGAGUAGAGCUCCGCACACGAGCCGUUGAACAUUUCCCUCUCUCUCUCUCUCUCUCUCUCUCUUCCCUCUCUCUCUCUCUCACACGAUCUCCUCCUCCUCCAUUCCCCCUCUCCCCGAUCCCUUCGAAACCCCCAAAUCCCUAAUCCCCAAUCCCACCGACGACGACGAGGAGGAGGAGGAGGAGGGAGGAGCACGAAGACGAUGAUCGCUUGCUCAAUCCCCGUCCCGAUCUCUGCAAUUAGGGUUUGGUGAUCGCUUCCUCAAUCGACUUCGUCGUCGUCUUUGGAGGCGGGGAGGGAGAGGGAGAGGGGGAGGGGGGAGGGGGAGAGAGGGGGAGAGGAUGUCGAAUCAUUUGUACGGGGAGUUCAACCAGAGGAUCGACUACGUGUUCAAGGUGGUGCUGAUCGGGGACUCGGCGGUGGGGAAGUCGCAGCUCCUCGCCCGCUUCGCCCGCAACGAGUUCAGCCUCGACUCCAAGGCCACCAUCGGCGUCGAGUUCCAGACCCGCACCCUCCUCAUCGACCACAAGACCGUCAAGGCCCAGAUCUGGGACACCGCCGGCCAGGAAAGGUACCGAGCGGUGACAAGCGCGUACUACCGAGGCGCAGUGGGGGCGAUGCUCGUCUACGACAUGACCAAGCGCCAGUCGUUCGACCACGUGGCGCGGUGGCUCGAGGAGCUGCGGAGCCACGCAGACAAGAACAUCGUCAUCAUGCUCGUCGGCAACAAGUCCGACCUCGGCACCCUGCGCGCGGUCCCCACCGAGGACGCCAAAGAAUUCGCCCAGCGCGAGAACCUCUUCUUCAUGGAGACCUCCGCCCUCGAGGCAACCAACGUCGAGACCGCCUUUAUGACUGUUCUUACCGAGAUUUACCGGAUUAUCAGCAAAAAAGCCCUUAUAGCUAAUGACGAGCCCGAAUCGGGGGGGAAUUCGAGCUUACUUAAAGGGACCAAGAUCGCCGUCCCCGGUCAGGAGCCCGCCGGUGGAACCAAAUCUAUGUGUUGUACUUAGUAGGCGGCUUUUUCGUCCUCUGAUUGUUUACGCUCUCCCGAGCCCUCGUAGAUCACCCUCUUUUUGUUUCCUUUCCGAAAGGAAGAAAAACAAAAAAGAAAGAAGAAAAAGAAACCCAGCAUUUUCGUUUCUUCGACACCAUUUUCUGUAACUUAAUUCGAUUUCGAAACUGUAAGAACCAUGAAGCAGUGGUUGUUCUUUCUUGUUGUUAGUUCUAUCAUAUACAGACAUGAUGAAAAUUUUGCGCCGCCUUUCGACUUGCU
Molecule: messenger RNA, 1286 nt
Organism: Ananas comosus (pineapple)
Lineage: Eukaryota; Viridiplantae; Streptophyta; Magnoliopsida; Poales; Bromeliaceae
Product: ras-related protein RGP1
Exons: 2
Coding region: 352-1023 (223 amino acids)
Cellular component (GO): endosome
Molecular function (GO): GTP binding; GTPase activity
Source: RefSeq, a predicted model, not a curated record